Messenger RNA from Epinephelus lanceolatus (giant grouper), 2385 nucleotides. The record is from RefSeq and is a predicted model, not a curated record. NCBI's taxonomy places the organism in Eukaryota, Metazoa, Chordata, Actinopteri, Perciformes, Serranidae.
AUGGGGAAUUUCACCGGCUGGUACAGCUUCAGGAGAGCCCAGGCCGUGCUGAUAAGUUUCUCCUCCAUAUUCGUCUUCACUUUCAAUUUUUCCCGGGCCCUCGCUGCCAUCCGUGUACUGGGUCUUCUUGGAGCUCUGGACCCCUACAAGCACAAGGUGAACAUCGGCAUGAUUGACCAGUCGCGAGACGCCUCUGCUGUCAGUCUCUCCGAGUCCAAAUCCAGUCAGGACUCAGCGGACUACAGCACCAGUGAGAUGCUAGUGAACAUGGGUAACCUGCCAUUGGAUGAGUUUUACCCCGCUGUAGCAAUUGUAACUCUGAUGCGCAUCCUGAGAGACCCCUCACUCUCGAACCACCAUACCAUGGUGGUCCAGGCUGUCACAUUCAUCUUCAAGUCUCUAGGCCUCAAGUGUGUCCAGUUCCUGCCGCAGGUCAUGCCCACUUUCCUCAAUGUCAUCCGGGUCUGUGACGCCAGUAUCCGAGAGUUCCUCUUUCAGCAGAUGGGAAUGGUAGUGUGUUUUGUGAAGAUCCACAUCCGCCCCUACAUGGACGACAUCUUUACCCUCAUCAGAGAGUACUGGACACCAAACAACCCCAUGCAGAACACCAUCAUCCUUCUGAUCGAGCAGAUUGUGGUGGCGCUGGGUGGAGAGUUCAAGCUCUACCUGCCUCAGCUCAUCCCACAUAUGUUGCGCGUCUUCAUGCACGACAACAGCACCGGGCGCAGUGUUACCAUCAAGAUGCUCAACGCCAUCCAGCUGUUCGGUGCCAACCUAGAUGACUACCUGCACUUGCUGCUGCCUCCCAUUGUGAAGCUGUUUGAUGCCCCUGAUGUACCCCUGCAGGCUCGCAAAGUUGCCUUGGAGACACUGGACAGGCUGACAGAGUCCCUGGACUUCACAGACUAUGCUUCUCGCAUCAUCCACCCGAUUGUUCGGACACUUGACAGCACGCCUGAGUUGCGCUCUACCUCUAUGGACACCCUGUCCUCGCUAGUGUUCCAGUUGGGAAAAAAGUACCAGAUCUUCAUUCCCAUGGUAAACAAGGUGAUGCUGAAGCACAGGAUCAACCACCAGCGUUAUGACAUACUCAUAUGUCGCAUUGUUAAGGGCUAUACUCUAGCUGAGGAGGAAGAGGACCCUCUAAUCUUCCAACAUCGCCAGCUUCGCAGUAACCAAGGUGACACUCUGGUCAGCGGACCGGUGGAGGCGGGGCCUAUGAAGAAGCUUCAUGUCAGCACUACAGCACUUCAGAAGGCUUGGGGUGCUGCCAGGAAGGUGUCCAAAGAUGAUUGGCUGGAGUGGCUCAGGCGCUUGAGUGUCGUCCUGCUCAAGGAGUCGUCCUCCCCAGCCUUACGAUCAUGCUGGUCACUGGCCCAAACCUACAUUCCUCUUGCCAGGGACCUGUUCAAUGCAGCCUUCCUGUCUUGUUGGUCUGAGCUGAGUGAGGACCAGCAGGAUGAGCUCAUCCGCAGCAUCGAGUUGGCUCUCACCUCCCAGGACAUCGCUGAGGUUACACAGACUCUGCUAAACCUGGCAGAGUUCAUGGAGCACAGUGACAAGGGACCUCUGCCUCUCAGAGAUGAUAAUGGCAUUGUGCUGCUUGGUGAGAGAGCUGCCAAGUGUCGUGCCUACGCCAAAGCUCUGCACUACAAAGAGCUGGAGUUUCAGAAAGGGCCUUCUCCUCUCAUCCUGGAGUCUCUUAUCAGCAUCAACAAUAAAUUACAGCAGCCAGAAGCUGCAUCUGGAGUGCUGGAGUACGCCAUGAAACAUUUUGGUGAACUGGAAAUCCAAGCCACUUGGUAUGAGAAGCUCCAUGAGUGGGAGGAUGCCCUGGUAUCAUACGACAAGAAGAUUGACAUGAACAAAGAGGAUCCAGAGCUCAUCCUGGGCAGAAUGCGCUGCUUAGAGGCCCUGGGAGAAUGGGGCCAGUUGCACCAGCAGUGCUGUGAGGAGUGGACGCUGGUGAGCGAGGAAACCCAAGCCAAGAUGGCUCGUAUGGCUGCUGCUGCCGCCUGGGGUCUAGGGCACUGGGACAGCAUGGAGGAGUACACGUGUAUGAUCCCAAGAGACACACAUGAUGGUGCCUUUUAUAGAGCAGUGCUAGCUCUGCAUCAGGACCUCUUCUCAUUGGCUCAGCAGUGUAUUGACAAAGCAAGAGACCUCUUGGAUGCUGAGCUGACGGCCAUGGCUGGAGAGAGCUACAGUCGAGCCUACGGGGCCAUGGUGUCUUGCCAGAUGCUGUCGGAGCUAGAGGAGGUGAUCCAGUACAAGUUGGUGCCAGAGAGGAGGGACAUCAUCAGGGAAACAUGGUGGGAGAGGCUUCAGGUGAGGAAAAGUGAGGGACGCCUGCCAAACAUUUGGAAGGAGACACAAAAAGCCUGA